AUGGAUGAUAAAAUCAAAAAUAAAUGGGAUUAGUUUAAGUCUAAAGAAGAGGAGUACCUAAAAAUGAAUGAACAAUUAGAAGAGAGAAGAAAAAACAUAUAAAACAGAUUGAAUUAAAAAGAAUAAGAAAAUAGCAAUGAUGCAGAUUACGAUGUGAAUUUAGAUGAUGAAUAAAAUUAUCAUGACUAAAACGAAAAUUAAGAUGGCGAAUAUGAUGAAUUUGGUUUAAAUGAAAAUGAAUAUAAUGAAGAAUAAGAAGACGAGUAGGAUGAUAAGCCAAAAGAAUUUUCAAAUAGAGAUUAUAUAAAUAAAAUAAUUCAAAGAGUCAAUCAAGAAGAUGAUGAUGUGGGCGAAACCAUUAAUUACAAAAAAAACAAAAAUUAAAAUAAAUAACAAUAAAACAAUGAUGAUGGAGAAGAAGCAAAGUAAGCAGAUGAUUUUGACGACGAUGAUGACGAUAUUGAUGCAGAAAAAUUACUUAAGAAGCAAGAAUAGUUAGAAGAAAAAUUAAAUAAGUAUAAAAAAAUUGACUAGAAAAAGAAUGAAGAACUGAUUGAACUAGAAAUGUUAGUUGAAGAGCAAGAAAAAAUCAUUAGAGUAUAGCGAAUCAGAAAAGAUGGUUUGUUAAGCGAAAUAGAUUCUUUAUAAGAUGCUUUGAAAGUAAAAGAGAGUAUUUUAAGCUAAUUGGGAGAAAAAGGGAAAUCUUUUGAAGAGGAAACAGAAUCCUAUCAAGUUUAAAUAAAUUUAUUAAAUGAAAAAAUGGAAGAAACCAAAAAGAUGAUAGUAAAGUUAGGAUAAUAAAAGCAGCAGGAGGAUAAAGAUUGCAAAUCUGUUCAAAAUGAAAUCGAUCAAGUCAAAAAAGAAAUUAAAAAAAAAGGAGUAGAACUUAAUAAAAAAGAUGUUAAAAUUAAUAGGCUUUAAGAAGAGAUAGACAAAAUAAAGAUGAAUUUGUAGAUAAACAAAGGCAAUACUGCAUCAGACAAGUAAGGUGAUGCUAAAAAAAUAAAUGAAAAACUACAAUCAGACAUUAAAAAACUAGAUAGAUAAAUUUAAGAAUUAUUAAAUGCAUUUAAAAAGUAACUAAGACUUAUUGACAUUCUCAAAAGAUAAAAAAAUCACUUGAUAGCAGGAUAAAUAUUUGCCUAUACAGAAGAACAAUUUGUGAGUGCCAUAGAAAUGGGAUAAAAAAUUUGA
Messenger RNA from Tetrahymena thermophila SB210, 1194 nucleotides. RefSeq lists its product as hypothetical. The record is from RefSeq and is a predicted model, not a curated record. NCBI's taxonomy places the organism in Eukaryota, Ciliophora, Oligohymenophorea, Hymenostomatida, Tetrahymenidae. The transcript has 5 exons.